AUGGAGGUGGACCUGGACGUGGACCUGGACGUUGACGUGGACGUGGACGUGGACGUGGAGGACGUGGACGUGGACGUGGACGUGGAGGACAUGGACGUGGACGUGGACGUGGACGUGGACGUGGACGUGGAAAUGGACGUGGACGUGGACGUGGACGUGGACGUGGACGUGGACGUGGACGUGGACGAGGAGGAGGACGUGGACGUGGACGUGGACGUGGACGUGGACGUGGACGUAGAAAUGGAGGUGGACGUGGACGUAGACCUGGACGUUGACGUGGACAUGGACCUGGACGUUGACGACGAGGACGUGGACGUGGACGUGGACGUGGACGUGGACGUGGUCGUGGACGUGGUCGUGGACGUGGACGUGGACGUGGACCUGGACCUGGACGUGGACGUGGACGUGGACGUGGACGUGGAGGACAUGGACGUGGACGUGGACGUCGAGGACAUGGACGUGGACGUGGACGUUGACGUGGACGUGGACGUGGACGUGGACGUGGACGAGGACGAGGACGAGGACGUGGACAUGGACGUGGACGUGGACGUGGACAUGGACGUGGACGUGGACGUGGACGUGGACAUGGUCGUGGACGUGGACGUGGACAUGGACGUGGACGUGGACAUGGACGUGGAGGUGGACGUGGAGGUGGACGUGGACAUGGUCAUGGACGUGGACGUGGACGUGGACGUGGACGUGGACGUGGACGUGGACAUGGACGUGGACGUGGACGUGGACGUGGACAUGGACGUGGACGUGGACAUGGACGUGGACAUGGACAUGGUCGUGGACAUGGACAUGGUCGUGGACGUGGACGUGGACAUGGACAUGGUCGUGGACAUGGACAUGGACGUGGACAUGGACAUGGUCGUGGACAUGGACAUGGUCGUGGACGUGGACGUGGACAUGGACAUGGUCGUGGACAUGGACAUGGUCGUGGACAUGGACAUGGACGUGGACAUGGACGUGGACAUGGACAUGGUCGUGGACGUGGACGUGGACGUGGACAUGGACGUUGACGUGGACAUGGACGUGGUCAUGGACGUGGACGUGGACGUGGACAUAGACGUGGACGUGGACGUGGACAUAGAUGUGGACGUGGACAUAGAUGUGGUCGUGGUCGUGGACGUGGACGUGGACGUGGUCAUGGACGUAGAUGUGGACGUGGACGUGGAGGACGUGGACGUGGACGACGUGGAGGACAUGGACGUGGAGGACGUGGACGUGGACGUGGAGGACGUGGACGUGGACGUGGACGUAGACGUGGUCGUGGACGUGGACGUUGACGUGGACGUGGACGUGGUCGUGGACGUGGAGGACUUGGACGUUGACAUGGACGUGGACGUGGACGUGGACGUGGACAUGGUCGUGGACGUGGACGUGGAAGUGGACGUGGACGUGGACAUGGACGUGGAUGUGGACGUGGACGUGGAAGUGGACGUGGACGUGGACAUGGAUGUGGACGUGGACGUGGACGUGGACGUGGACGUCGUCUUGGAGCUUGCGUGGUCGAGGAGCGUGCCUGGUCCAUGGGCUUGCGUGAUCCAGGAGCUUGCCUGGAGCGUGCCUGAUCUAGGAGCUUGCUUGGACAAGGAGCUUGCCUGA
Molecule: messenger RNA, 1608 nt
Organism: Closterium sp. NIES-65
Lineage: Eukaryota; Viridiplantae; Streptophyta; Zygnematophyceae; Desmidiales; Closteriaceae
Source: the annotation of a GenBank genome assembly